AUGGAUGGACCGGUGGUGGCUACAGAUGACAAGGGGCUUCCUCGGAUUCCACGGUUUGAUGGCAAACUGAAUGCGGGGCAGGUGGAGGCAUUGUGGCGUGACUUUUUCAACGACCCAGUGCAGUUCUUCGACUACCGGGAGAUGAAGCAACACGCAGAAGUGCCCCCCAAGUACCCGGAUUUCAAGAAGAUAGCUACAGGCGAGCCGCUGUGGGUGGAGAGCCGCGGCACCCCUCCCUGGGUGCAUGAAUGCUUGCAAAAAUACGAUGAUGCCUUUGCUGCAGCCCUGGCAGGCAUGCCGCUUGAGGGGCAGGGGGGGCAGGAGGGUGCGGCAGGGGCAGGUGUUGAGGAGCAGUUUCAGGAGGAGUUUGGGGGAGGGGCGAUGGACGCUCCCCUGGCACGCAUGCCGCUUGAGGGGCAGGGGGGGGAGGAGGGUGCUACUGGUGGGGAGCAGCUUCAGGAGGAGUUUGGGGAGGGGCAAUGGACGCCCGUGGGUUCUAAUCAGGAAGAGCUUCGGGUUUAUGCCUUCUUGUGGGUGCAGAGUCGAGAACUUCCUCCCCUUGGGUGGAUGAUUCCUUGCAGAAAAUACGAUGAUGCCUUUGCUGCAGCCCUGGAAGGCAUGCCGCUUGAGGGGCAGGGGGGCGCGGAGGAGGGUGCUGCUGGUGGGGAGCAGUUUGGGGAGAAUUAA
Molecule: messenger RNA, 687 nt
Organism: Closterium sp. NIES-65
Lineage: Eukaryota; Viridiplantae; Streptophyta; Zygnematophyceae; Desmidiales; Closteriaceae
Source: the annotation of a GenBank genome assembly